GUAUUUCUGGCUUGUAUGGAGUUUUGUCCGGGCGAUCUGCCACGUUGCCUAGCAGCGCAGGUUUCUCGGAGGUUCAGUGUUGCUUCUGCUAAGUUUUACGCAGCCGAGACGGUACUAGCUCUGGAGUACCUCCACAUGAUGGGGGUCGUUUACCGCGACCUGAAGCCGGAGAACGUGCUCGUCAGAGACGACGGCCACAUCAUGCUCUCCGACUUUGACCUCUCGCUAAAAUGCGACGUCGUGCCGCAGCUCCUGCAGAAGCAGAGAGCCUCGGCAACGUCGUCGACAGUGAGGAACUCGACAUCCACCUCAUCCUGCAUGACAUCACAGCCUGUGCUCUCAUGCUUUUAUGGCGGGGGCACGGGCAAGUGCAUCAAGAAACAGAAAGAGGAAGAAGAUCAGGGAGCAGAUGAAGAUAACGGUGAUGAGCUCAAGACGCUCGACCCUGAGCUCGUCGCCGAGCCUGUCUCAGCCCGAUCGAAGUCCUUCGUCGGGACCCACGAGUACCUCGCGCCAGAGGUCAUCUCCGGCGGUGGACAUGGAAGCGCCGUCGACUGGUGGACGCUUGGCGUGUUCCUGUACGAGAUGAUAUAUGGGAGGACUCCGUUCAAGGGGGAGAGCAACGAGAAGACGCUCGUCAACAUAAUGAAGCAACCACUGAGCUUUCCAAGCAUGAACGUAUCAAAUACUAAGGAGCUGGGGGAGAUACUUAGAGCUCAAGAUCUCAUAAGGAGGCUGUUGGUGAAGAAUCCUAAGAGGAGAUUAGGGGGUUUAAAGGGUUCAGCUGAGAUUAAGAGCCAUGAGUUCUUCAAAGGGGUGAAUUGGGCUUUGAUUAGGUCUGUUAAGCCUCCUGAAGUCCCUAGAGAUUUGAGGAAGAAGGCAGCAAUGUGCAGUAGAGUGAUCGUUCAGAAGAAGCUAAGCAAGAAGGAGAGGGAGGAGCCAUUCAACGUCCCUCACCAUUUUGAUUACUUUUAGUCUGAUAAAAUUGCAUGUAAUUCUUCUCUUCAUGUUAUCUUCAGCAGUACUUAUCAUUUCUCAACUCGUUUAUUAGCACUUAUCACAUCUGCAACUGGCAUUUCCUCAGAACGAGUUGAGGGGUGAUAAAUGCUACGACAGAUAUUGACAUGGGUGUUAUGUGCAGUUUAUCCUCUCUUUCUUUCAAUUCUUCCUUUUUUUUUGCC
Molecule: messenger RNA, 1181 nt
Organism: Asparagus officinalis (garden asparagus)
Lineage: Eukaryota; Viridiplantae; Streptophyta; Magnoliopsida; Asparagales; Asparagaceae
Product: protein kinase PINOID 2-like
Biological process (GO): protein phosphorylation
Cellular component (GO): cytoplasm; plasma membrane; nucleus
Molecular function (GO): ATP binding; protein serine/threonine kinase activity
Source: RefSeq, a predicted model, not a curated record